Nematostella vectensis (starlet sea anemone) is the source of this 3248-nucleotide messenger RNA. Its product is annotated as basigin. The coding region runs from base 73 to 1353 and encodes 426 amino acids. NCBI's taxonomy places the organism in Eukaryota, Metazoa, Cnidaria, Anthozoa, Actiniaria, Edwardsiidae. The transcript is spliced from 9 exons. The record is from RefSeq and is a predicted model, not a curated record.
GCCUUAGUCACCCGUUUAGGCCUGGGUGCUACCCCCGGUCUAGGUGGAGCUCAAAGGCGAAGCGAAAUAAUCAUGGCCGUUCCAACAAGUUCUCCGCUUUGUCUGCUCCUAGUUUGUUUAUCCCUCGCUUCUCUUUCUCUUGGUGGUCCAGCAAUUAUUGAGCCAUGGCCUGAUAACCUCCACCCAAUUGAGGGAGAGAAUAUAGCUGUCACAUGUGUAGCAUUUGACGAAAAUGACCCCAAUGGUAGACCAGUUAUCAAGUUUGCCCGCAAUCUAGAUUUAGGGGGGACAAAACAGAUCACUGAUGAGGGCCCAAAUGGACACACCUACUUUACAACUGAGAAAAAAAUGGACGGUCGGAAAGUGUCCACCACGUUGCACAUCAACAAUGUCACCCUGAAUGACGACACAAAGAAUGGUGGGCGCUACCAGUGUGAAGCCUACGCUAGUAGUGCUCCUGGUGCCGCCGCUGAUGAUGUUUAUGGAUUCACCAUCACUGUGAUCGAGCGUUCUGAAAUCCCUAAAAUCCAAGUUUCUGAGGAUGAAAUUGUCAAGUUUGGGGAUUCUGUCAGUUUAGGAUGUAACCUGACUGAUGUUGGCACAAAUAAACUGCGGAAUCCAAUAGAUCACAUAGCUUGGAUCAAAGACAACAAGCUCAUUGACGAAACCUUCAGCCCUGAGAAAAAAAGACUAGAUAACUUGGAGGUUAAGAUUGAUAGCCCUGAAGAUGCAGGAAUCUUCACCUGUGUUCUUACGGCAAAGCUCAGGAAUAUCAGGCCUUACAAGAUCUAUGGCAACAUAACUGUUCAAGUUACGCCUCAUCUCUUCAGGACUGAGGUGACGACCCAUCAGUUCUACAAGGGAGAUCCUGGCAAGAUGGUCUGCUCUGCCCAAGGCAACCCUAUUGAGGUUACCUGGAAGAGAAAAGACAGGAAUGAUAAACAAGUAGUUGUCCUGAACCAGACAGAACCGGAUAAUAGGUACUCGUUUAGCAAUUCAGGCUACAGAGGUUUCACCCUGACCAUCAACCCUCUGGAAUAUAUGGACCGAGGUAGCUUCUACUGUUGUAUCAAGGGUGAAAACAACACCAACACUGAAGACACCACCGGCUGCCAAGAGUUUCUACUCCGUGUAAAAGACCCCUUGGGACCUCUGUGGCCGGUUCUGGGAAUCAUUGCGGAAGCCAUCUUGCUUGCCAUUAUCAUCUUUAUUGUUGAGAAGCGCAAGAAAAAGACGGAAAAGUCUGUCAAGGAACGUGUCGAGUUCAGCUUCAGUUCCACAGAUGAAGGUGACAAGGGUACUGUCCGCCUUCGCCCUGCUGCUGCGGGCACGCCGACGGAUGCCAACGCCUAGAGACCCUAACCCGCACGCUAUUGCACCUCUAUGUUUGGUGCGGCAGUAUUUACUCACGCGACGUAAAAACCGGAACGACAAUGGACCAUAUGUCGUUUGCACACCCAUUCUAUGAAAAUGGUUUUGAUUUUAUUUGGUAAAUGUUAUCGAUGAUUCGUUGCCCUGGUAUAAAAGAUGGUGGUUGAGCGAUUUUAGAAUGUGUUGCGAUGAUGGGUGUUUAAGUGGGUAAAGAUGUUUAUUCACGACUUGCAUGACAUGGUUUCCUAUCAGUCAAUAUUUGGGUGGUUAUGUACGGUAGUUUAUUUGAGACUGGUUAUUGGAAGAAAUGUGAUUACUGUAUACAACAAAAUGUGACCGGAAUAGUUAGCUCAGUGCGUUGUUCUGUAAUAGCUUGCGGUGUCAGUUGAUAUUUGGCAUUGUGAAAGUUUCUAAAUGAUCUUGUAACGGUUUCAAAUCAUGGGAUAUCAUUUGUGCCAAAGUCAUUGGCUAAGAGGGUAAAGCUAUACCAUCGCUAAGAUCCCAUAUUCUGAUGGCCCUUGACUCCAGGGUGUGUCAAGGGGUGUAUGCGACCCCCCUCCAGAUGAAGAAUAUAAUAGGUAUCCUGGCCAUGUGCAUAUGUCAUAUGUAUAAGUCGUAUGGCUACCCACAUACAUUGAUGUGUGAUUUUGGUUCAUGAAUAUAAUAAGUGAUAAUAAAAAAAAGAUGAAGAGUAUAUCAUAUUGCCGCUUAAAAUUCCUUCUAGUAUUUAAUAAUUCAUGUUAACAUUCAAUUAUACUAAUUUUAGAUAGAUUUUACACACACGAUAUUGUAUACGCAGUGUACACCCAUUUCAAAUAAGGUUUUACUCGGAGGGUCCAUGUGUCAUAGCCCGCAGUGCUGUAUGGGUAUCGAAUAAAUCACCAAACAAACGUAAGUAAAGACAAAUCCAAGUAUGGAAAGCGGCAACGUUGUUUAAGUGCGUGUGAACAUUUACAGGGCUUUUGGAGAUCAGGAUUCAGCCAUUUAAUCGUUACCCAUGAACCACUGCGGGCUACGACACAUGGAUUCUCCAUACCUCACUUGAAAUGGGUAUAUAUCCGGAAGCAACAGCGACGACAUUGCUUAGCAAGUAGAUGUGCUUUGUUGUUGCCGUUGCUGCUGCUGUUGUUGUUGUUGUUGUUGUUUAUGGUUAUCUCGCUGUUUCCACAAUACUUCACAGGGGCGUACGCAGGAUUUUAACAAGUUGCAGUCAAAGCAUUGAGAAGCUGAAUGAGGGCGUGGCCCCUCAUCCCGCAUCCCCGUGAAGAUUUCAUAGCUCCCGCUUUUGGAUUUGAAAUUGGCGUCAAUGCGGCAGACUUUUGAGAAUAUUACACGAUCCUCUGUCAUCCUCGAUCUGAAAUAGGACUUCAUUCGUCGCGUGGCACUGAACGACAUGACAAUAUGUUUGGAAAUCAUCUGUAGACUACCAUGAUUAAGAAAAUUAUAGUUUUAUCCUCAUCAUUUAUAAAAAUCAAUGAGUAAACAUUUGAUUUUUCCCCUCGUUAUGCAAAUAAGAUCGCCAAAUUUUCUUCGUACGCCCCUGCUUCAUAUCCAUAAUCCAACAGGUAGUGAUCACGGUUAAUGAGCGACUGUGUUUUUAAGAAAGAAGAGAGGCUGGGUGAGGAACUAUUCAAAUAGGAAUUUCUUUAUCAUUUCUUGUCUUUUUCUGUUAUUUUUUUUUUCUGUUAAGUUAUUUAUUCAAUUUAUCCAAGACAUCACAUUGUUUGCGAAAUACAUAUCAUGUCAUUAUUGUUUUAUGAAUUAUAUAUUGUACUAUACCAUGCUUAUGAUUGGUAUCGUGUGUUAUCUUCCAAGCUAGAUAGCGAGUAGCUGUAACUGAGAACUAUGGAAAAUAAACUAAAAUGUGUACUCUUAAA